Molecule: messenger RNA, 739 nt
Organism: Radiomyces spectabilis
Lineage: Eukaryota; Fungi; Mucoromycota; Mucoromycetes; Mucorales; Radiomycetaceae
Exons: 1
Coding region: 77-670 (197 amino acids)
Source: RefSeq, a predicted model, not a curated record
CUUUGAUGACUUUUUUUUUGUUAUCCAUCCAUUUCUAAUAAUAAUCAUAUCACUUUUGCCCAUCUCAACUUCAACCAUGGAUAUCAAAAACUUGCUUUGCCCUCUUUCUCAACAAGAUCAAGCCAUUGUUCUGACUGAACCGGUUUGCCCAAAGACACCUACCAGCUUCGAUUCGAUCAGAGAUUACGAACCUGCAUUUUCCUAUUCCAACAGUCCAUCGAUGUCUUCUCAGUACUCGUCGCUUCCCUCUCUCUCGCCUUCCAGCUCACCCAUCGUGCUUCCGCUUAUGCCUGCACGACCCGUCUCGCAAAAGCAUGCUCGAAAUACAUCGCAGACCCGUACACCCUGGACACCUGCCGAAGAUUAUUUAUUGCAACAAGGAUAUAAUCAGGGUCUCUCGUGGGCCAUGAUCUCCUCAACCUACCUCCCCCAUCGAUCGCGUGGAUGCUGUUGGGGUCGUUUUAAAACCCUUCAAACCAAGGUCUUGGAGCAACGUGAAUGGACGGACGCUGAGGAUCGCUUGCUGAUGCUUGCUAUGAAAAAACAUGCACGUCUCUUCAAGCAAGCUUGGAAGUCCGUGGCCCGAGAUAUGGGUGAACGCUCGUGGCGUGAAUGUGAAUUCCGAUCCGCCAAAGUUGCUGGUAUGAUUCGCAAACGUCAUGCCAUGUAAAUCGACGUCGAAGAAAAAAAAAACAAAGGAAAAUCCACACCAAAAAAAGAAAAAUUCCAAAAAAAGAAA